GCUGUUCAUCAAGCAGCACGUGCGGGAGCAGGACUACGGCAGCUUGAACGUGGCCGUCCCCGUGCUCACCAACCGGGGCCUGCAGUGCCCGGCCCUCAGCCGAGUGCACUUCUCCAAAGACUACAGCAACAUCGACCUGCCCACCAAACUGCCCGGUGUGGACUGGGUGAUGGUGGACCCCUGCUACCUGCGGGUGGAUCGUGAUGUGGUGGGCUGGCGGGAGCUCUUCAUGGCCCUGGGCGUGCGGGACCUGCUCAUCUUUAGGAAGGAGCGCCGCACCCUCAGCGCCCAACAGCUGGCCUGUAGUCCGUGGGCCGAGGAGGCCAGUCGCUGGCCGAAGCCGGCGGGUGGCGUGUACGUGCUGGACGACUACCAGUGUGAGGAGUUCCAGGGUCUGGCCACCACCGAGGAGCUGCUUGCACCGGCCAAGCUGGAGCAGAGGAGCGCGCUGCUCAACCUGCUGGACCAGAAUUGGGACACUGGAGAGAAGUACUCCCAGUACCUGAGCGCUCAGGUUCUGGACAGCGAGGGUCGCCCACUGCGUGACACCCACUCCUCCUUUCUGAUAGCCCUCACGCGCCUGCCCUGGGUGCCCACCUUCCGCCUCGGGCAGGACGACCAGCCCACUGCCCCCAGCUACCACUGCCCUGGCUCCGUCUACCUCUACUCCCAGGACGUGCACAGCGUGCUGGGGGCGCACGUGGACUAUGUGCAGAUGGCCCCCAGCGAGUUCUCCAGAGGGAUCGGCAUGAGGCACACUGUGUCUGUGGAUGAGGUGAUUGAUUACCUGAAGAGGUGGAGCACACCGGCCUCUGCAGACUCUGCUCCGGCCGAGGGAGUGGAAGAGGAGCCGCAGUUCACCACCACUGUCCAGCACAUCAGCAACGUCUACGGCUACCUGCAGACCCACUGCCCCCCGGGCCAGCUCAGGGAGCUCUUCCAGCACACCCCUGUUGUGUUCGUCAAGUACGAGAGCAUGAAGAACAACUGGUGCUCUGGCAAAUUUUACCACCUGAAAGACGUCUGUUGGAAUGACCCUACCGGAAUGUUCCUACGAUACAAGGAGCUUGUCUCUCGUGCCAGCAAUGGUCUUCAAGAACCUAAAGUUCUGGCACCGUUCUACAGCAGUCUUACGGACAUGAAAUCUCUGUUCUUAGGGUUGGGUGUUGAGCGCAACCCUUCCAUGAAGCAGUACGUGGAUCUCCUGGAGCUUGUGUGCGAGUCCGAGUCUCAGGCCACUGGCCUAAUCCUGCAGGAUGUGUCCAUCAUCUACGCCAAGCUGGCGGAGAAGUGUAUAAUGGGCCACAGUGGAGAUCAGGACGCCGCGAUUCCGCUCAAUCCCAGCUACUGCUCCUCCCUCCGAGAGAUGCUGUCGGGUCAGAGAGUGUUUCCCUCCAAGAGGAGCAGCUGGGUGUCUCUGGCUCAGAGGCCCAUGAUUCCCGACGACAAACACCUGGAGAAGAUCUUCCAGUCUCACCCUGAAGUAUGUCUGCUCAACCUGCCCCCUGCCCAGAAGAAGGCCCCCAUUCGACCCAAACCUGGAACUGCUACAGCCAAACAGCAGCGCAGUGAACCCACUUUCAUUGAGGAGGAGCGCAGCCUCUUCCUGGACAUUUGCGGCGUGCCGCGGCUGUCAGAGAGCGUCAGCACUGAGCCCCAAACGGUCAGCUACCGUCCAUCGCCGACCCUGCAGACCCUGGUGCGCGAAGCCGUGCCCUACGUGCAGCGCUUCCUGUGCUCCCACGAGGAGUUUGCCGAGCUCUACGCCGAGUUGCAGGAGAGUGGCAUCGCACAGCAGAUCAAAUCGCUCAGCUUUGGGCAGGUGGGUGAGUUGUACAUUCAUUACCACUUGAAAGUGCCCGACGGAGAGGAGGUUUACGAGAAGGAGGAUGUCAUCUGUCUCCUGAAGGACAGGAAGGAGCUGUACAUCCAGAAGGAUUACCUCAAGUCCAAGUUGGACAUAUGCAGAGAGCUGGUGAAGCUGUUCAGUCCAGAGGGGAGCCAGGCGGACAAACUGCUGACCUUCCUUGAGAGCCUGAUGAGCUCCAUACACGACCGAGGGGCUCUGAAGAGAUUCCUGGACAUCAAGGGCAUUAAAGAACUUCCCACUGAGGAGGAACCAUGGGAGGUUCCCAUGCCUACAGACACGAGGCCUGAACCCUCAGCGCCUCGGCCAGUCAGCAGCCAGGAGGAGGAGAGGAAGACUCCGGCCGCAGCAGGCGAAGAGGAUGGCCUCGUCUGCUGGCCACCCAAGUCGGGCCUCUCCGACGGCCGUGGCGCCGCCGGACGACCCAGAGGCACAGAUGCAGCGGUUGAGGCGGUGAUGAAGAUGUGGCCCCCACCAAACGCCCCCAGCUCCUCGGCCGAGUACACGGGCACACCGCCCCCCAUGACCGAGAGGAGCCCCAGGGGGGGCCCACCAUCUGGGGAGCCCCAGUCCCCCCAGUCCCCCCUGCCUGAAGGAACUUCACUCCCCACCGGCACCAGGUUCUCUGGCAGCCACACUCAAGGCCCCGCCCAGAGUGCGGUGGGCGGCGUUCAGUCUUCCCCGUCCGAAGCAGCUCCAUGCCAGCCAGGCGUGGGUGGAGGAGGAGGAGGUGGGGGUGGAGCUGGUAGCGGCGGUAGCAGCACGAGAGAGGAUGACUCCAUCAGCACCACCAACAGCAGCAGCAACAGCAGCCGAGCGUCCUACACCCACACCACUCCUCGUGACCAGCAGGUCAUCCCGUCCACACAGCAUAACACCAUCCCAGGCGAGGCCCCCGAGGUGAUUUCCAGUCUGUUCCAGGGCGUGGGCCACUUGCAGCGCGUUCCCCUGGCCCUGGACACGGCCGUGUGGGCCCAGGCUCUGGGGGGCGAGGCGGCGCUGCAGGACCUGGUCCUGGACUGCCCGCUGCCGCGCACCAUGGUGGAGAUCUCGGACGACCCCGGCGACUUUCAGGAUGUGGGCUUAUGGGGGGAGCAGCUGGUCCACUCCUUCCUGUCAAAAUGGCGGGCCCACGGCCCCGCUGGCCCUACAGAGGUCACCUGGUACAACCGUGACGGCGAGACGGGCCAGCCCUGCGACUUCAAGCUCACCUUCGGCCCCGAUGGAGAUGGGGGCUCAGCCAAGGUGGUGUACGUGGAGGUGAAGACCACCACCAAGCCGGACCGGCACCUGGUCCGGCUCUCGGCCAACGAGCUGGACUUUGCACUCAAGGAGAAGGAGCGGUACCACAUCUACCGGGUCUAUGGUGCCGGGGAUGCCCAGAACGCCCGACUGGUGCGCAUCCAAAACCUGGCCCAGCACCUGCAUUCCAAAACACUGGAGUUGUUUUUGUUUGUGUAACAUUCCUUCCUUUUUUGUUUUUACAUCAAACACCUUUUAUUUUUUUAUAUAUUUGUUCGGUCGAAAUUGUUUGGUUUUACCCGUUUUUAGAAAUUGUAUCUCGUUUUUUUAGAAGGAGAGAAACUGCCUACUUUUUUCUUUCUUAUGCACUGUGUAUGUGGUCAGUUUUUAAACUUGAAGAAUUCUUGUAAUUUUAUACUUAUUUUUAAUGUAAACAUAUAUUUUCUGUCAACAGCAAUGCGCGACAAUUUUAUGUAGAAGUGUUUUGAGUUGCACUGUAAUCAACUCUAACUUUAGCAUACAGUCUAUUCUGUUAUAAAGGACAACAGCUUUGUUUAUCAGCUUAAAAUGAAGGAUUAGACUCCUAAAAGAAUGCAAUAUGUUCCAAUGCACAGUAGUUAACUGUUAAUUGUUUAUCAGCUUUUGACUUUUCACAGAAUCCCAAAAUAAGUGGUAGAUUUUGAGCAUCUUUUAAUUGUUUUAUUAUAUUCCAAAGCGAGGUAAAAAAAAAAUAGUUUCUUGAAUUUUUGUCUCAUAAGUGAACACGUUUUGUCUUCAGUGCAAUGCUAUGGUGUGGCAUGUCCAUUCGCCGUGCUGCUGAUGAAGCUUUGAUCAUCCUGACUAAUAAAAGUCUAGUCUUGUACCCUA
This is a messenger RNA of Alosa sapidissima (American shad), 3976 nucleotides long. RefSeq lists its product as uncharacterized. NCBI's taxonomy places the organism in Eukaryota, Metazoa, Chordata, Actinopteri, Clupeiformes, Clupeidae. The transcript is spliced from 17 exons. The record is from RefSeq and is a predicted model, not a curated record. The coding region runs from base 170 to 3328 and encodes 1052 amino acids.